CAGUUGGCCGUAACGGAGAAAGCGAGACGGCUUUUGAUUGGGCGCCUGCAGCGCGGAAGCGCUUGGCAGAACCGACGUGUGGAAGCUGGAGCUAUGCUGCUGUUCUGCCCGGGCUGCGGGAACGGGUUAAUUGUGGAGGAGGGGCAACGUUGCCAUCGCUUCGCCUGCAACACUUGUCCCUACGUCCAUAAUAUCACCCGCAAGGUGACAAACAGGAAGUAUCCAAAGCUAAAGGAAGUGGAUGAUGUGCUUGGUGGAGCCGCUGCCUGGGAGAAUGUGGACUCAACUGCGGAGCCCUGUCCAAAAUGUGAACAUCCCCGUGCCUACUUCAUGCAGCUUCAGACCCGUUCUGCAGACGAGCCAAUGACUACCUUCUAUAAGUGCUGCAAUGCUCAGUGCGGACACCGCUGGAGGGAUUGAGGGCAGGACUUGCCUCGCUGAAAGCAUGAAUUUUGUGUGCUGAAGGUCUUUGCUAUAUGAUAGGAAGCUGACUCUUCUGUGGUGAAGGGCCAGGGUGAAACAGCUCAUCUGCAAGUCAGAUAAAGGCCUUAAUGUACAGGCCCUCACGCAGGUCCUCGGGAGACACACAGGAGGAUGCUCACUUGGAUUCAGGGCAAACUAGGAACUUGGUUUAAAGCCAAUAUAUAUAUAUAUUUUCAAUACAGGUUUUCUUUGUGUAGUCCUUGCUGUCCCUGCUGUGUAGACUAAGUUGACCUUGAACUCAGGGAUCCGCCUUCCCCUGCCUCCCAAGUACUGGGGUUAAAGGUAUAUGCCAGCACCGCCAAUGAUCAUCUUGAACCUUCUAAUCUUUUUGCCUCCAUCUCAAAAGUGUUAGGAUUAUAAGCAUGUGAACUAUUUUCAUUUUAUGCAGUGCUGGGGGUUAAACUCUAAGCCUUAUACAGGCUAGAUAAGUAUUCUACCAACUGAACUGUAUCCCUAACCCUUUUUUUCUUUCUAGAGAAAUUAUGAAAAUACUUACAAAAUCACUUUAAAAUUCUGGAAUUAUAUGAGUCAUCUUGUAUGAUUAGUAACUAAACAGAACUAUUCUGUGAACUGGACUUUCUGGAUGAUUUUGAUAGGAAUUUAAAAGUAACCAAAACAUUUUCUAUUACCAGCUUUGGAGAAAGUUCUACAGUAGAGCUUGUGCCUAGCAUUUGAACACCAUCCAAAAAUCUAUUUCAACCUCAAUAAAUUUAGAAAACUUACAUAGUAAGGCUAUGUGAAGAA
This is a messenger RNA of Arvicanthis niloticus (Nile rat), 1227 nucleotides long. RefSeq names its product RNA polymerase III subunit K (gene Polr3k). Lineage: Eukaryota; Metazoa; Chordata; Mammalia; Rodentia; Muridae. Gene Ontology annotation, molecular function: zinc ion binding; nucleic acid binding. Gene Ontology annotation, biological process: termination of RNA polymerase III transcription; DNA-templated transcription. The record is from RefSeq and is a predicted model, not a curated record. Gene Ontology annotation, cellular component: RNA polymerase III complex.